AUGUCUGAACGUCAAAAGGUCGCUGUGGUUACAGGCGCCUCCUCAGGAAUUGGCUAUGCCACCUCCAUCGAGUUUGCCAAAAGAGGCUACAAGGUUUUUGCCGGAGCCAGAAGAGUGGAGCCAAUGGAGCCAUUGCGUGAACAUGGAGUGAUCCCCAUCCAGUUGGACAUCACCCUGAGUGAAAGUGUCAGAGAGGCCAAGAGAUUGAUCUUGCAACACAACAACGGCGAGGAGUACGUUGACUUCUUGUUCAACAAUGCCGGCCAAUCCUGCAGUUUUGCGGCUCUCGACGUCACCGACGAAUUGAUGAAGCAAUGCUACGACGUCAAUGUGUUGGGACAGGUCAGAAUGGUUCGUGAAUUCUCACCCUGGUUAAUCAAUUCCAAGGGGGUUAUCGGCUUCACCUCGUCCAUCACUGGCUAUCUACCGUUCCCUUGGUCCUCCAUGUACUGUUCGUCCAAGGCAGCCCUCACCCAUUAUGCCGCAUGCUUAAGGCUCGAAUUGAAGCCCUUCGAUGUCAAGGUCAUCAACUUCGUCACUGGUGGAGUCAAGACCAACGUUGCUGAUACCAGACCUUUGCCUACCGACUCCAUCUACAAUGUUCCUGGUAUGCAAGAGUCCUUGCUCGAGAGGGCCCAGAUGUCCAACAGAAACAACCCAAUGGAUGCUGGAGUGUAUGCGCAACAAAUUGUCACGGACUUCGAGGACGCCACCCUCAGCGGACCGCUCAACUUGGCCCGUGGGACCAAGGCAUGGAUAUUGUGCGUUAUUUCCAGAUGGGUACCUCACUACCUUAUAGAGGCAGCCUUAAUCAGGAAGUUCAAGAUGAUGAAUGUUUUUGUUGCACUCAAAGAGAAGUUUUCCAAAGCGAAGUUGAGCUAA
This is a messenger RNA of Suhomyces tanzawaensis NRRL Y-17324, 882 nucleotides long. RefSeq names its product acylglycerone-phosphate reductase (gene AYR1). Gene Ontology annotation, molecular function: acylglycerone-phosphate reductase (NADP+) activity; triacylglycerol lipase activity. NCBI's taxonomy places the organism in Eukaryota, Fungi, Ascomycota, Pichiomycetes, Serinales, Debaryomycetaceae. Gene Ontology annotation, biological process: phosphatidic acid biosynthetic process; triglyceride catabolic process. The transcript has a single exon. The coding region runs from base 1 to 882 and encodes 293 amino acids. The record is from RefSeq and is a predicted model, not a curated record. Gene Ontology annotation, cellular component: lipid droplet; endoplasmic reticulum.